This is a messenger RNA of Mucor mucedo, 1554 nucleotides long. Its product is annotated as protein phosphatase PP2A regulatory subunit B. The transcript is spliced from 8 exons. Lineage: Eukaryota; Fungi; Mucoromycota; Mucoromycetes; Mucorales; Mucoraceae. Gene Ontology annotation, molecular function: protein phosphatase regulator activity; protein binding. Gene Ontology annotation, biological process: peptidyl-serine dephosphorylation. Gene Ontology annotation, cellular component: protein phosphatase type 2A complex; cytosol. The record is from RefSeq and is a predicted model, not a curated record. The coding region runs from base 86 to 1378 and encodes 430 amino acids.
CUUUUUUUUUUUUUUUUUUUUUUUUCUUCUAAAAUAAAUAACAGUAGCUACAUUAUAAAUAAAAUAAAGUAAAAUACGUUUAUCAAUGUCUGAAGAACACAAUUGGAAGUUUGCUCAAUGUUUUGGUGAUAAAGGAGAUUCUGAUGAUAUUACUGAUGCCGAUAUUAUUUCGACGGUUGAGUUUGACCAAACUGGUGACUAUCUCGCUACAGGAGAUAAAGGAGGUCGCGUUGUCUUGUUUGAAAGAAAUGAAAGCAAAAAGAACUGUGAAUAUCGAUUCUAUACAGAGUUCCAAUCGCACGAAGCAGAGUUUGAUUAUUUAAAGAGUUUGGAAAUCGAAGAGAAAAUCAACAAGAUCAAAUGGUGUAAAAGACAGAAUUCGGCUCACUUUUUAUUAUCCACUAACGAUAAAACAAUCAAAUUGUGGAAAGUGUUUGACAAGUCAUUGAAAUUGGUCACUGAAAACAGUAUUGCGCCUAAUCCCACUCCUGUCAAUACCCUUCGCUUACCUACCUUGACUCAUCACGAUACCAUUGUGGCUGCUGUACCUAGAAAAGUUUAUGCCAAUGCUCAUACUUAUCACAUCAAUUCUAUCUCCAUUAAUUCCGAUGGUGAAACCUAUAUCUCUGCUGAUGAUUUGAGAGUCAACCUUUGGAAUUUAGACGUCUCUGAUCAAAGUUUCAACAUUGUUGAUAUCAAACCUGCAAACAUGGAAGAGUUGACUGAAGUGAUUACAGCUGCUGAAUUCCACCCUGAACAAUGUAAUGUGUUCAUGUAUAGUUCUAGCAAGGGUACCAUUAAAUUGAGCGAUAUGAGAGAAUCUGCAUUGUGUGAUCAACAUGCCAAGGUGUUCGAAGAGGCUGAGGAUCCUGCUCAUCGUUCAUUCUUUUCUGAAAUUAUUUCUUCUGUCUCUGAUAUCAACUUUAGUCAUGAUGGUCGAUAUAUUCUUUCAAGGGAUUAUCUCACCUUAAAGAUUUGGGAUAUCAAUAUGGACAGUAAGCCUGUUCAAACCAUCAACAUUCACGAUCAACUGAGAACCAGAUUAUGUGAUUUAUACGAAAAUGAUUGUAUCUUUGACAAGUUUGAGUGUACCUUUAGUGGUGAUGACAGUCAUGUGAUGACUGGUUCCUAUAACAACAUGUUCCAUUUAUACGAUCGUGAAGGCAAGACUGAUAUUGCCCUUCAAGCAGAUAAAAGCGCUUUUAGAUCCAAGCGACUUGGCUCUUCUAAAAACAAGAUGUCUAUGGCAAGAAAUUCGGCUCCUAGUGCUGACAAUAUGGACUUUAACAAAAAGAUUUUACACUCUUCAUGGCAUCCUCAGGAAAAUACCAUUGCUAUUGCUGCAACUAAUAACUUGUUUAUUUUCACUGAACAAUAAGUAAAAUGUUAAAAAAAAUAAGCCCCCUCUCUUCUUUUAAGUUAAGCCAAAAAAAAAAAAAAAAACCAAGACAAUCUAUUUUUUUUUUAUAUUAUUUGUAUCUUGUCUCCUUGUAUUAACCACACACCUCAAUAAACAAAACAAAAAAAAAAGAAGCCAAAAUAUGUUUGUUAUGU